Rhinolophus ferrumequinum (greater horseshoe bat) is the source of this 1416-nucleotide messenger RNA. RefSeq names its product potassium channel tetramerization domain containing 13 (gene KCTD13). Gene Ontology annotation, molecular function: protein binding; ubiquitin-protein transferase activity. Bases 202 to 1191 code for a protein of 329 amino acids. The record is from RefSeq and is a predicted model, not a curated record. Gene Ontology annotation, cellular component: Cul3-RING ubiquitin ligase complex. The transcript is spliced from 6 exons. Gene Ontology annotation, biological process: protein homooligomerization; proteasome-mediated ubiquitin-dependent protein catabolic process; negative regulation of Rho protein signal transduction. NCBI's taxonomy places the organism in Eukaryota, Metazoa, Chordata, Mammalia, Chiroptera, Rhinolophidae.
AGUUGCUGGGCCCGGCUUCCGGGAGGUGCCGGCGCGAUGGCAUUGUCGGCCAGUGUCGCUGGGUAGCGGCGACGUGUGGGCGUGUGGGUCCUGUGAUCUGGCCCCAGCGCUCGGGCCCCCGGGUCUUUGCCGGCGGGCACGGAGAGGGCUGCAGAUCGCCGGCCGCCGCCGCCGCCGCCCCCACCACCACCACCCCCGGGCAUGUCGGCGGAGGCCUCGGGCCCGGCGGCGGCCCAGGCCCUGUCCCUGGAAGUCCCCAAGCCUUCGGAACUCGAGCCUGGACCAGCCGCCUACGGCCUCAAGCCACUGACCCCCAACAGCAAGUAUGUGAAGCUGAACGUGGGCGGCUCGCUGCACUACACCACGCUGCGCACGCUCACGGGACAGGACUCCGUGCUCAACGCCAUGUUCAGCGGCCGAGCCGAGGUGAUCACAGAUGCCGGAGGUUGGGUCCUGAUUGACAGGAGCGGCCGCCACUUUGGCACAAUCCUCAACUACCUGCGGGAUGGGUCAGUGCCACUGCCUGAGAGUACCAGAGAGCUGGGGGAACUGCUAGGGGAAGCACGCUACUACCUGGUACAGGGUCUGAUUGAGGAUUGCCAGCUGGCACUGCAGCAAAAAAGGGAGAACCUGUCCCCGCUGUGCCUCAUCCCCACCGUGACAUCUCCCCGGGAGGAGCAGCAGCUCCUGGCCAGCACCUCCAAGCCCGUGGUGAAGCUCCUGCACAACCGCAGUAACAACAAGUACUCCUACACCAGCACCUCAGAUGACAACCUCCUCAAGAACAUCGAGCUGUUUGACAAGCUGGCCCUGCGCUUCCACGGGCGGCUGCUCUUCCUCAAGGACGUGCUGGGCGACGAAAUCUGCUGCUGGUCUUUCUACGGGCAGGGCCGCAAAAUCGCGGAGGUGUGUUGCACCUCCAUUGUCUAUGCCACGGAGAAGAAGCAGACCAAGGUGGAGUUCCCAGAGGCCCGGAUCUUUGAGGAAACCCUGAACAUCCUGAUCUAUGAGACUCCCCGGGGCCCAGACCCAGCCCUCCUGGAGGCCACAGGGGGUGCAGCAGGCGGUGGCGGGGCCAGCCGAGGAGACGACGAGGAGGGCCGAGAGCACCGGGUCCGCAGAAUCCACGUGCGGCGUCACAUCACCCACGACGAGCGUCCUCACGGCCAACAGAUCGUCUUUAAGGACUGAUCCUGACCUUUUUCCAUUUCCCUUCUGACGCUGGAACCCAGUCCCUCUCUCGUUUCCGCCCCGUCCCAGCCCUCUUCCCCGGCUUUGCUGGCCAAGCCGCGAGUCUUCCUUUGUCCUUCCGUUGCAUGGUACAGUGCACUUCAGGCUUUUCCAUCCAUUCCCACUUCAUUACUGACAACACGGUACAUUCCAGCCCCUGCCUGGGCCAGAGCCCUCCCGACGGCC